AUGGGCCAAGCCGCCUCCACCCACGGCUAUUCCCCCGGCGGGUCGGCUCGUUUUCGAAUCCCCAGCUUCGACCUCCACCACGCCCACCCCAUGGCCGGCAACCCCCACGCGCCGGAGGUAAUCUUUGCUAAACAGCCGCAAAUUGACUACACGUCCGAGAUCCCCGACGAGUGCCUCGCCCUGAUCUUCCAACCGUUGAGCUCCGGUGACCGGAAGCGCUGCUCGCUGGUAUGCCGCCGCUGGCUCGCCGUGGAGGGCCAGAGCCGCCAACGACUCGCACUCAACGCGUCAGCGGAGGUCGCCGAGCACCUCCCGGCCGUCUUCACCCGGUUCGACUCCGUCACCAAGCUCGCCCUCCGCUGCGACCGCAAGUCCGUUAGCAUAAACGACGACGCACUCACCCUGAUCUCCCUGCGCUGCCGCAACCUCACCCGACUCAAGCUCCGCGGCUGCCGCGAGAUCUCCGACCUAGGUAUGCUUGCCCUCGCCACCAACUGCAAAUAUCUUCGCAAAUUCUCCUGCGGAUCGUGUAUGUUCGGCGCCAAAGGCAUGAACGCACUUCUGGAAAACUGCUCCUCCCUGGAGGAGCUCUCCAUCAAGCGGCUUCGGGGCCUCAACGACGGGUACGCGGCCGAGUUGAUCGCCCCCGGGGUAGCGGCUUCGUCUCUAAAAUCAAUCACACUUAAGGAGCUCUACAACGGUCAGUGCUUUGGGCCUCUAAUUAUUGGAUCCAAAAAUUUGAAAUCCCUGAAGAUUCUGAGGUGUUUGGGUGAUUGGGAUCGAUUGCUCGAGACCAUCACCAGGGGCAAAAGCUCUCUGGCCGAGAUUCAUCUGGAGAGGCUGCAGGUGAGCGAUGCCGGCCUAUUUGCAAUUUCAAAGUGCCCAGAUUUGGAGGUCUUUCACUUGGUGAAGGCUCCCGACUGCUCAAACGAUGGAAUUAUGGCCAUUGCCGAGAACUGUAGGCUUUUGAGGAAGCUCCAUAUAGAUGGGUGGAGAACGAACAGGAUAGGUGAUGAAGGUUUGGUUGCCAUUGCCAAAAACAGCACGAAUCUUGUUGAAUUAGUGCUUAUUGGUGUAAACCCUAGCUCCGUGAGCUUGAUGGCUAUGGCUUCCAACUGCCACAAGCUGGAGAGGUUGGCUCUUUGCGGGAGCGAAUCCAUUGGGGACCCUGAGAUCGUGUGUAUUGCGGCUAAAUGUAGCGCGCUAAAGAAGCUGUGCAUAAAGGGUUGUCGUGUGACAGAUACCGGGAUCGAGGCUUUCGCGUUCGGGUGCCCUAAUUUGGUGAAGAUCAAGGUCAAGAAGUGUAGGGGAGUUACUAGUGAGGUUGCCGAAUGGCUUAGGGCAAGGAGGGUGACUUUGUCCGUGAAUUUGGAUGCGGACGAGAUAGAGCCUGAGGCCCUGAAUGCCAGCACGAGCGACGGGAGUGUGCAGGAAUACGGUAUCGAGUUCCCAGCCGUGGUGAGUGGGCCUGUGAAUGUGGAUGCUCCAUCGACGAGUAAUGGGGCCCGUUUGCCUAAUAAGUCGAGGUUUAGCAUGUUCGUCGGGACUCUUGUGGCCUGUGCCUUCCGGAGGCUGUCGGGUGGUAACGGUAUUCGAACAGUAGCUUGUGAAUGGGGAAAAAGAAGAAAUGUGGGCUAA
Molecule: messenger RNA, 1638 nt
Organism: Striga hermonthica
Lineage: Eukaryota; Viridiplantae; Streptophyta; Magnoliopsida; Lamiales; Orobanchaceae
Source: the annotation of a GenBank genome assembly